GGGAGGCCCCUCCCACCCCGCGAGAGAGCAGCCUGGACCCAGGAAAGGGGAGCCAGGCCUGGAAAGAGGGGGGCCUGCCCUGUUCCCCCCAAUUUGGGCAAUGGACUUUGCUUCAGAUGGAGAAGGGAAGAGCUUCUUCAGUCCUGAUGGAGCCCAGAGUGAAGAUGGAGGAGCUAAACCAGAGCAGCCCUGAAGGGGGAAAAGAACCCCAUGAGAUGUGGGGCAGGAGAAGGGUUGGGUUACCAAGCAGAAUGGGCCAAGAUGUCCUGGGUGAGAUGGCCUUCAGCGCAGAUUUUCGGGGCCAACACUUCCGACAUUUCCGCUAUGAGGAGGCCUUGGGGCCCCGAGAGGUGUGCAGCCGCCUCCACUCUCUCUGCCGCCUGUGGCUGAAUCCUGAGCGACACUCCAAGGCGGAGAUGCUGGACAUGGUGAUCCUGGAGCGAUUCCUGGCCGUCCUUCCUGCCGAGAUGGAGCGCUGGGUGAGGGAAUGUGGGGCAGAGACCAGCUCCCAGGCCGUGGCCUUGGCGGAAGGCUUCCUCCUGAGUCGGGCCCAAGAGGAGAAGGCGCUGCAGGAAGAGCGACAGGAGAGAGAGGUCCUUCAGGCCCAGGAGGCCCCAGCAGGCACCAGCCAGGGCUUCUCUUCCAGGUGGAGCAAGCUGAAGGAGGAGAAGGAGGACACAAGGGCUGCUCCACCAGGAGAUGAGCCAAGGAUGCUGGGAAGAAGCAAUAGUUCAUCUCUUUGUGGUGCAGGAGAAAUAGCUUCUGUGGAACAAGAUCAGGUGACUUUCGAAGAUGUGGCUGUGACUUUCAGUGAUGCUGAGUGGGCUCUGCUGAAUCCGGAUCACCAAGUCUUGUACAAGGAGGUCAUGGAUCAGAAUUAUCAGAUGGUGGUUUCUUUCGGUGGAGAUGGGCUGCAAACAGACAGAUGUGUAGAGGAGAGCAUAAUAACGGAAGCAGAGGAAGAUAGACGGAGCCAGCACCCUGCCAACUGUGAUUAUAUCACAAAACACAUAGAGCAAGCACAACCAAAAAGCCAUCUAUCAGAAGAAACAUUUAAAUUUAGUAAACAUGACAAGUACAAUCAUCAUCACUAUCCAUAUACACACCUGGAGUGUGGGAAAAGCUUCCAUCAAAACAGAGCCCUCAGUAGGCACCACAAAACCCACACGGGAGUGAAACCAUAUAAAUGCCUGGAGUGUGGAAAAGCCUUUGUUUACAAGACAAGCCUCGUAGGGCAUGAAAUGAAUCACAGAGGAGAGAAACCCUAUCAAUGCUUGGAGUGUGGGAAGAGUUUCAGCUACAAAUCAGUCCUUAAAAACCACCAGGAGAGGCAUAAAGAAGAGAAACCAUAUAAAUGUCUGGAUUGUGGGAAAAGCUUUCAUCGUAAUGGAGACCUCAGCAGACACCAGAAAAUCCACACGGGACAGAAGCCAUAUAAAUGCCUGGAGUGUGGGAAAUGCUUUACCGAAAAGAGAAGCCUCAUACGGCAUGGAGUGAUUCACAGAGGAGAGAAACCCUAUCAAUGCCUGGAGUGUGGGAAGGUCUUCAGUUACAAAUCACGCCUCAAGAGUCACCAGAAUAGUCAUAUGGAAGAGAAAUCCUACACAUAUCUUCAGUGUGAGGAGAAUCUCGAACCAGUCCUUAAAAAUCACCAGGAUAGGCAUACAGAAGAGAAACCUUUCAAGUGUUUUGACUGUGGGAAAAGCUUCCAUCGUAAUGGAACGCUCACUAGGCACCAGAAAACCCACACGGGAGAGAAACCACAUAAAUGCCAGGUGUGUGGAAAAGCUUUUAUUGACAAGACGAGUCUCGUAGGUCACGAAAUGAACCACAGAGGAGAGAAACCCUAUCAAUGCCUGGAGUGUGGGAAGAGCUAUAGCUUUAAAUCAGUCCUCAAAAACCAUCUGGAUAGGCAUGCAGGAGGGAAACCAUACACAUGCCUGGAUUGUGGGAAAAGCUUCCAUCAUAAUGGAGACCUUAGUAGACACAAAAAAACCCACAUCGGAGAGAAACCAUAUAAAUGCCUGGAGUGUGGGAAAGGCUUUACUAGAAAGAGAAGUCUCGUACAACAUGGAAUGACUCACGGAGGAGGGGAGUCGUAUCAAUGCCUGGAGUGUGGUAAGGGUUUCGGCUGCGAAUCACACCUCAAUCGUCACCAGAAGAGUCAUACAGAAGAGAAACCAUACAUAUGCCUGUAUUGUGGGAAAAGCUUCAAUCAUAAUGGAACCCUCAUUAGGCACCAAAAAACUCACACAGGAGAGAAACCGUACAAAUGCCAGGUGUGUGGAAAAGCUUUUAUUGACAAGACGAGUCUCGUAGGUCACGAAAUGAAUCACAGAGGAGAGAAGCCCUAUCAGUGCCUGGAGUGUGGGAAGGGUUUUAGCUUCAAAUCCGUCCUUAAAAACCACCGGGAUAGACAUACAGAAGAGAAACCAUACACAUGUCUUGACUGCGGGAAAAGCUUUCAUCGUAACGGAGACCUUAGCAGGCACAAAAAAACCCACACGGGAGGGAAACCAUAUAAAUGCCUGGAGUGUGGGAAAGGUUUUAGUCAAAAGAGAAGUCUCAUCGGGCACGAAAUGAAUCACAGAGGAGAGAAGCCCUAUAAAUACCAGGAAAGUCAUACAAAACAGAAAUCUUACACAUACCUUCUUGGAGAUUCGGCAGAGGCUGUUCCAUGUGCUGAGUCUUCCAUGGGGACCUGCACAUUUCCUGACGACAACCUCUGUUGUACCUCUCCUUGUUCUGAGGCUGGAGAGACCUUCAAGUUGAUUCUGUAACUACAAACUUACAGAGUUAUUCCUGGCCCUUCACCUUCUGUGUGUAAUAUUCCUCCAAGGGUCUACUCCUGGGAAGCCCUGGCCAUUGAAUGUGCUAACUGGAGGUCAGCUGUGACCAGCAGUGCUGCAGAAUUCGAAGAGGCACGAAUGGAGGGCAAAAGGGAGAAAUGUGCCAAGAGGAAGGCGCGUCAAGCCAACUUUGACCUGGACUGCCUUCCUCCUCGAAACCAAUGUCCUUACUGCGGGAAAACAUGCAGAUCAAGAAUAGGGCUCCACAGCCAGCAGCAGACCUACCGCCAAGACACAAUACUUGGAGGACCAUCAUCCUUGAGCUACGAGGGAUCGCCUAACUCAACUCAUAGAAUGCUGAUGUGGGUGGGAUGCAUAGGGAAAUAUGGAGGGCCACAGUUUGUGGAUGCCUGGUCUACACUAUAUCUAAAACUGAAGUAGACCAGAAGUCCUGCCUUCCACCUGGAAACCAAUGUCCUCACUGUGGGAGAAGAUGUGGAUCAAGAAUAGGGCUCCACAGACACCUAUGGACCCAUCGCCAAAACACUACAUGUGGAGACCAUCAUCUUCAGGCUACGAGGAUCGCCUAAUGCAACGUAACAUAACUACUCCUGUGUUUGGGGUGUGACCUCCUCCUCAGACAGAUCCGAUGUGUAUUUCUCCUGUAAGACAGUCUGCUCUGCUAGAUUCAAGGCAACCUCUUCCUUCUGUCCUAGGCCCAGUGUUAUUCCACAUCCUCAUUCAUGGUUUGGAUGAAGGUUUAGAGUAGGCAUGUGCCAUGGUUCUAAAUAGUUCUAAAGUACUUACAAAACUAAAGUUCUGGUGGUGAAAACUAGGGGAUGCUGGUGCUUUGCUUCUACAGUGUUGCUAAAGUUCUGGUGGUGAAACUUUCAGAACUCUAACACAACUUUCAAAAUUUCAUUAUAAAUGGCAGUUCCUAAUAGGUUCUGUCCUAAUAGGCAGUUCCUAAUAGGUUCUGUCAUAAAGAUCACCAAUAAUGAAAUAAUAAUGACAUUUUGAAAGUUUUGUUAAGAGUUCUGAAAUUUUCACCACCAGAACUUUAGCAACACUGUAGAAGCAAAGCACCAGCACCCCCUUCUCCCUUCUUCCUAGGCAUAACCCAACCAAUCAGCUUCAUGCAUGCUUCUCUCUCCUUCACUCUCUACUGCUCCAAGCACCUGCAUAGCUCUAGCCUGAACAAAAAUGUAACAGUAUCCCAAAGUUCCAGGCUCAGCCUUCGCCCCGGGCGUAGCCCAAGCAAUCAGCUUCAUGCAUGCUUCUCUCUCCUUCACUCUCUACUGGUCCAAGCACCUGCAUAGCUCAAGCUUGAACAAAAAUGUAACAGUAUCCAAAAGUCCCAGGCUCAGCCUUCUCCCCGGGCAUAGCCCAACCAAUCAGCUUCAUGCAUGCUCCUCUCUCCUUCACUCUCUACUGCUCCAAGCACCUGCACAAAAAUGUAACAGUAUCCAAAAGUCCCAGGCUCAGCCUUCUCCCCGGGCGUAGUCCAACCAAUCAGCUUCAUGCAUCUUAUUUUACAGUUGACACACACAUGCUCACUGAUUCCUUGAAUGCUCCAACAGUAUCCACACUGUUUCUUUCCUUUUCAGGUCCAAGUUCUUAUGUUUUGUGUUUGUUUUCGAAAGUUCAGUGAAUUUUUUGCACUUCCUUUUAAAGAUUUUGGCAAAGUUUUCAUGGGGCCACAUGGUGUAAAGGUUUGAAUCUUGGAUUUGGUCCAUUUGGACUGUCAGCCUGAUGCCACACAGCCAUAUUGCUCCAGGAGAGCUAAUCAUUGAUGGGCAAUUCCUUCCCCUCUUUGGUCUUUCUGCCAAAGUUUCCUUAGAGUUCGGUGGUCCUUUGUCAGAAGUUACCGUCCUGCCCCUCAUCAGCCAUUGGAGAGUGGGAAUCUGCAUUGGGAGUGGGGAACACUCUCCCAUUGGCUGACGAAUGCCACAGUCCCGCCUCUGCAGGGAAUCCUCGUGACGUCAACAGAGCCUAGCCAAUCAUGGUGAAGCUGGUUCCAGCUGGGGUAGCAGCGAGAAUUUGAAUGGAUUGUAUAAAAAUGUCUAUUUUGCAAUGUAUGGUAUCUCCGCUUCCUUUGGUGGACUACCAUGAACUGGCAUCACUUCAACUGAAUUGAAUAAAAUACCUCAGUAGCUUCUUCAA
Anolis sagrei ordinatus is the source of this 4952-nucleotide messenger RNA. RefSeq names its product zinc finger protein 665-like. Gene Ontology annotation, cellular component: nucleoplasm. The record is from RefSeq and is a predicted model, not a curated record. Lineage: Eukaryota; Metazoa; Chordata; Lepidosauria; Squamata; Anolidae. Gene Ontology annotation, molecular function: DNA-binding transcription repressor activity, RNA polymerase II-specific; RNA polymerase II cis-regulatory region sequence-specific DNA binding. Gene Ontology annotation, biological process: regulation of transcription by RNA polymerase II.